Phacochoerus africanus (Common warthog) is the source of this 1908-nucleotide messenger RNA. Its product is annotated as protein FAM187B-like. Lineage: Eukaryota; Metazoa; Chordata; Mammalia; Artiodactyla; Suidae. The transcript has a single exon. The record is from RefSeq and is a predicted model, not a curated record. The coding region runs from base 858 to 1574 and encodes 238 amino acids.
UAACCAUUGUUAAGAUCUCUGAAUGAAUUAAGAUACUCCCAGGAAACCCUUAAGAUUCCAGGUAGACAAAUGGCUCAGAAUAUGGUUUUCCAUGGAUGCCUGAUAGAGUUUAAGGUGCCUGCAAUGACAGAGAGAGAAAGCGAGAAAGAGGGAAUUAUAAGGAACAUCAUGAACAGAACCGUAGAUGAGGUUUUUCUGCGUAUGGAGUUGACUGGAGGCUGAUAAGAACGCUUAGGUCCCACAGAGGCAGAAAGCAGGCUGAGAAAACUGCGCCUGUGCCAAGGAGGGCAUGCCUCUUCCAAUGCCACCUCCGCUGUAGCCAAGGAGAACAGUGAAAAGGAGAUAUUUCCCUGGAGAGCAAAGACAUAAGCCACAGGGAGCAAAGGGUUGGGAAGCUCCCCUCCUUCAAGGAGCUGGUUUGGUGCGCAUUAAGGAGCCCUCCCCGUCUACAAGAUCAGAAGCCCUUGCAGUAGCUUCUCACUGGAUUUGAGAAAUGGUAGAGACCAGUGUUUUCUGUGGGUCUCCCCCUCUUCCCCUUUCCAACUUUCCCAUUGGUAUGAAGCUGCUUUGUCCCGUUCCAUCACUGUACAAUGGGUGUCUGGAGGGCAGAUAAUUUGAGUUUUUAGUUCACUUGUUCUGACAUAGCUUCACGUAUCAUGCCUCUGCCCAGCUUUUAUGGACAUUUGAGUUUUCCACCCCAUGACCGCCACUAAGCUAUUUGAUGACAUGAGCUGAAGUGGAUUCCUGGAAAUGCAGUGGCUCGAGGUCCAAUCCACUGCCCAGGCCUGAUGCCUGAGUUCUGUGGGUGACUUCACAAUGCCUGGGUUCCCCGCUUCCUUCUGUAGUCCCAGGCUACCAUGCUGGCCAUGCUGUGGCUGCUUAGCCUUUCCGUCCGCGCUUCGUGGGCCCAGGUAUUAAUCAGCUGUGCCUACAAGAAUCUCUGUCAGCAGGCCCUCCUCUCAGGCAACGAUGUCGUCUUGCAGUGUGACCAUCUCAAGGCCCACUGGUACUUCUCUUCCCUCCUGGGGGAGGAGCCUUUGUUGCUGUCCUCGAUGCCCAACAUACGGAAACUGCCUGGGGGCAGCCUCCAGUUGACCAACCCUCAGCCCUCCCAGACAGGCCUCUAUCACUGCCAGGACAGUGACAAAGCCCUCGUGGUGGAAUAUGAGAUUGAUUUCCAAGAUGUCACCACCCUCCACAUUACACACAAAGACCUAGGCCAAAAGCCCCUGCAGAAUGAGACCCUGAGUCUAGGUGGCAAGGAGCUCAUCUUCACCCACUGGGAGCCCUGGCAGGACUGCAACCUCUGCGGGGAGCCAGGCGAGCGCAAACGCCUGGGGUUCUGCUACAUCGAGGAGUCCCUGGAAAAACCCAUGCCCUGCAGCCUCUACCUGCGAACAGAGAAGGUGCAUAAUAGCCGCCUGAGGCCUGAGAUGCAGGUGGAAGCCUGCCUGACACGCUGCAACCACAUCAAGGAACUCAACCAGCCCUACCUCACCUUUGACAUUUCCCAGUUGGGCAAGUUGACCAACAGCAUGUGGCUUACCUGCCCCUUGGCCUCCAUCUACAGGUGACUGGAUCAGGACAUCAGCCCUGCCUUUGACCCUCACCCAGUCUUUGUUUCCUGUGCCCCCUUUGGCCAGGGGGUUACCUGCCAAUAGAAAAGCAGGGUCUACCUCCUGGCUCAGAAGCCUUCAAGGUCAAUCUGUGCAGGAAGGGGGUCCUUUCACUGGCUUGUUCAGGUGUUUAUUCAGCAAGAAUUCCCUGCUGCCCUGGGCAGGUGAUGCUGGGGACAUAGCAGUGACCAACAAAGACCUAGUCCCUGCCUUCAUAGGCUUCUGAUAUUCAGGGGUAGACCAAAUACAAAAUGGGACAUUCAGGUCCAUGCUCACGUCCACACAGACACUA